This is a messenger RNA of Hydatigera taeniaeformis, 1950 nucleotides long. The record is from the annotation of a GenBank genome assembly. Lineage: Eukaryota; Metazoa; Platyhelminthes; Cestoda; Cyclophyllidea; Taeniidae.
AUGGAGAGCAGUGAUUCGGCCAUCCUCAUUUCACCUUCCCAGCGACUCAGCAGCACAGACAUCUACGAUUGCAGUUAUAAGAAACACAUCCCCACAUCUUACUGCCCUGCCAGAAAUUUCGAGAAAAAUGAGGCCACCUUGAUAGCAGAGGGAGCUGCUCAGUCCACCCGCCUUUUCCGUAACAACAUGAGGAUGUUACAUAGGAGGAAUAUGCAUACUAACAAAGUCCCUCUCACCACCGCAGUCACAACCGUCGCCUCCGGAGUAAUGAAGUCUGAGACUCCAAGGUUCGCACUAAUGAAAGUGUAUGAAGAAGAAGAAGAAGCAGCAGAGGACGAUCUAGGGACGGUAAAAAAAGAAGGCGGGGUUGUAGGGUUGAUGGAGUCUCCAUCCGCGAAUAACCGAAUGUCUCGUGAGGCCUUUCUCCAGCAAUCAAAGGAGCAACUAGCUCUACCGGAAACUCUCUUAUCUCAAGCAUCCACUACUCAUACCUUGUCUGAACUCAAAGUCGCUCUCUCCACCGCUCUCGCUCGAAACGCACGUCUUCUGGAGCAGCGUCGCACACAAACCGCUCAAUACCUACAGCUUCAGCGCCAGGCCGAUGCGCUUAGCGCAGAGCUGGAUGCUUCUGUUGAUAAUCUCCGCCAUCACCGAACUCGUUGGGAGGCAGAGAAGCUCAGAUCCUUGCAAGAGGCUCGGGAGCUUCGCCAACAACUAGCAGAAGCCCUUGCAGCUCUUCAAACCGCUUCACAACGCUCCCCCAACUGUCCCGCUCCUAUUACUCAAGACAAGGGAGAGCCGAGUGAAGGUUGUACUCUAUGCGAGCAGCGAAAUUUAGAGGUGUCAGCGCUACGAAUCGCGGUGGAGCGGCUGGAGGGUGAAAUGGCACGCCAGCGGCGCGGAGCAGAACAGGAGGCGGCCCAGUGGGCGGUGCAGUUAGCAGACGCAGCAGCAGAGAAUCGGUCGCUUCGGCUUCAGCUCUCUCGCUCCGGUAACACCGUCUUUUCUAGUUCUGCCUCCUCUGUCCGUGAAAGCGAGAUAGAAGACAGUUGUAUCAACUGUCGGCGGUUGCAGCAGUUGGUUGAUGUGUUGCAGGCAAAGCGAGGUGUCGGUGAAAAAAAUCCUCAACUCGACGUUAUUCCCGCUUCUUGUGAAAGAUGUGUUGAAGCAUGUGAGGCUGCAACACAAACCGAAUGCGUUGGCGGAAGUUCUCCAGAACAUAUGGUAGAAGACGCAAGUCUCUUCGAUCUCCUUGAGUCGGGCGGUCAAAUCAACGAUUUUCCCGGCACCUAUUUCGAAAAACAAUUGGGCGAGACGGUGGAACUUCAGCAAGGGUGUAACUCACCUUCACCCACUUCUGCUCCUUCUACAGACCGUUCAGUUGACGUCUCUCGCCUUUUAGAGCGUCUGCGUCUAUUAGAAGCCGAAGUUGAUUCCUCCGCAGAUCAGUUGAGAGCGAGUAAUGACGAAUUUCUCCAACUAAGGGAGCGUCUGACUACUGCUACUGUGGAGAAGGCCCAUCUCAAAGCCACUCUUGAUGGAUUAGAUGACCAGGUGAUUCAAUUGGAGGCUGCAUUGUUUGAGAGGACGAAGGAGCUACGAAAAUGUCAGGCUGAGCUUUCUCACUACCAGAAGCCUCAGCCUUGUGUACUCAAACUGCAAGGCGACCUCGGAAGGUUAACAACAAGUCCUCCACGAACUGUGCUGCGUCAGACUUCAUUCCAGUGCAGGAAAGCUGUGCUGCCUUACGUAACCGGGGCUGCGAAUUUCUUCAACAGACGGCUAGUCACGAAGUUUAGUCGCAUGUGGAGCGCGGUGAAUGUGCGCGUUGUCAAAGUAAUUGACUAUCGGUUAGUAGGAUCGCGGGGCCCUCGUGUGAUGCUCUUCCUUGUUCUUCUCAUUUAUCUUGCUUUCCUCCACCUCCUCCUCGUCAAUUGCCUUCUUCGGUGA